Messenger RNA from Owenia fusiformis, 1757 nucleotides. The record is from the annotation of a GenBank genome assembly. NCBI's taxonomy places the organism in Eukaryota, Metazoa, Annelida, Polychaeta, Sabellida, Oweniidae.
UACAGGUUUUUAUCUGGAAAAAGUGCGGCCAUUGAUUGGGGUGGAUCUGUUGUGGACGUAACAACUAAAUCAUCUAUACAAGGAUUGAAUUUCAGAAGAUCGGUUGUACUUGACAAUGAAGUUCAUCAUGUCGUUAUUCGUCUACUUAAUGGCAGUAAUCUUACUUGGCGUGGAUCUGACCAUGGGACAAGGUGUUUUUUGUAUAGGAAACCCUGGAAAAGUGGAAGUCCCUGAUCUGAAGAUAAAUCAGAAGUAGGCAGACCUGUACUAGCAUUUAUGACAUGCAGCACUCUACAUAAUCCAAACGCACUAGUAUCUAGUAUAGUAUCUGGCAAUGCGAAUGGUAUUUUUGCCACAGAAGUAUUAAAUGGUGUCACUGUAACUGUUAAUCUAGUAAGAGAACUUGAUUAUGAAACAACUCAAGUACACAAAUUAGAAAUCAGAGCUAGAGAUGGGCCAGUUGGUGAACUUUGGGACGAAGAACUUACUAUCGUUGUGCUAGAUGUGAAUGACAAUUUUCCGGUUUGUGACAAGACAAUUUACCAAGUUUCUCUGGGAGAAUAUACACCAAAAUAUACAGAGGUUUUAAAAUUGAAUUGUUCAGAUGAUGAUGUGUCGAGCGACUAUAAUACACUGAUAUAUAGGAUAAAAGGUUCUUCCCAAGAAUUUGGGAUAGAUUCUACGACAGGUGUCAUUACAAAUAGUAAAGCCUUAAACGGAUCGGAUAAACCAUAUAAUUUGACGAUUGACGUAAGCGAUGGAAACAAUCCUACAGAAAUAACAGUAUUAAUCAAUCAUGAUAGCUCGCCAGGUAACUCGACUGAUUCCAUCGACGGAGAUAAUCCGAAAGGUAACUCGACUGGUUCUGUAAAUGAAUGCAAUGGAGGUAUUGCUAUCCCGUUGAAUGAAGGAGUGCAGUGCCUUUGUCCACCUCAUAAGCAAGGCCCAAACUGUACUGAUGAUGUCCCAGAUGUCGAAUCAGACUGCGAAUGGCCCUCAAAUGAGGACGCAUGUAGCACAGAGCCCUGCUACGGGGAAGGUGCUGUCUGUAUCAACACAUUUGGAGAGAACUUUAAGUGUCUCUGCCCACCCGGAAUGGAGGGUGACCGAUGCAACACAGGUUCCCACUGCUUCUCGUGUUCAAGUGUAAGAUGGCGAAACGUCACAUGUUCUGUGUUUGAUGAUGCAUCAUUCCUUCGUGAAAUGGACUUUUCUGGCCCUCCAACAGUUACGACACGAAUGUCGAGGACGAAAUGUACGAACGAUAAAUGGGGCUUUGACGAUGGCAAUGGUGACAUGUGGGUAGCUAAGGGAUGUAGAGCAAAGUUUUGCAUAGAAUUCGAAAAAUCGGUGUCUUCCUGAAUAUAUAGCAUUGUGGACCAUAAUCAAAGAGCCUAGGGUUUAACUGUUCUUCCCCUGUCUUCAUAUUCUACAUUACUAAAAACUAUUUCUCCGGACAAUAAAUGAUGGACUGCAAAUACAUUGAUACCAGUGAACGAAUGAUUCAUUGGAAUCUGAUGGACUCAUUCUAGUAACCCGAAGAUAAAAAAAAUCAAAAUUAAAAUUACACUGGAAUAAGUCGUGAGCUGGUGAAUACCUUUUGAUAUUCAACGGAAGUCACGUGACUUCCGUUGGAUAUCGCUUGUAAUUUUUAGUCACAUGUAAAACAUGGACCAAUCAGAGAGUGAGGAAUAUGACAGUGAUUUAAUAAAAUCUAUUAUUAUUUCCAUGCCGUGAUAUUCGUUCUCUCAUUGGUC